GCAGCUCUCACCUAACCUAUACACAUAUAUAUCGUUGCUGCUGCAGUUAUCAGUCAGUACACAAUCUUAGUGAUUCAAAAAUUUUUUAAUUCUAAAAUACAAAUAGUAUUAAAAAAAUGGCUUUACACGUGCCGAAAGCACCAGGCGUGACUCAAAUGCUGAAAGACGGUGUUCGCUAUUUUUCCGGAUUAGAAGAAGCCGUUUUUCGCAAUAUCUCAGCUUGUAAAUUAUUUGCCCAAUCAGUACGCACUGCGUAUGGGCCAAAUGGUAUGAAUAAAAUGGUGAUUAAUCACUUAGAAAAAUUAUUUGUGACGAGCGAUGCAGCAACCAUUAUAAAAGAAUUAGAUGUUGAACAUCCUGCAGCAAAAUUGUUAGUCCUUGCUUCAGAAAUGCAAGAGGCUGAAGUAGGUGAUGGAACCAACUUUGUCAUUAUAUUUGCUGGUGCUUUACUAGAUGCUGCAGAAGAAUUACUACGUUUGGGUAUUACAACUUCAGAAAUUGUGGAGGGUUAUGAAGUAGCUUUAGAAAAAACUCUAGAAGAACUACCAAAAUUAGUCAUUUAUGAGGCAAAGGAUUGUAAUAAUAUUGAACAAAUUAAAGCUGGUAUAACAACAGCAAUAAUGAGUAAACAAUAUGGAAAAGAAGAUUUUAUUGCAAAUCUUGUUUGUCAAGCUUGUAUUUCAAUUUUAUCUACAAAUAGUCCUGCUAGUAAUACUACUUUCAAUGUUGACAAUGUGAGGAUUUGCAAAAUUUUAGGAUCUGGGCUGCAUUCUUCUCAGGUUAUUCAAGGAAUGGUUUUCAAAAGACACGUUGAAGGGGACAUAACUAAAACAGUUAAUGCUAAAAUUGCUGUUUAUACAUGCGCUGUUGACAUUACACAGACAGAAACGAAAGGAACAGUUCUUAUUAAGAGUGCUGAUGAAUUAAUGAACUUUUCUCGUGGUGAAGAAGUUAUGUUAGAGUCACAAAUUAAAUCUAUUGCUGAAAGUGGUGCAACUGUCAUUGUUUCGGGAGGUAAAUUUGGAGAUAUGGCUCUCUACUAUCUUAAUAAAUAUAAUUUGAUGGCUGUAAGAGUUCCCAGUAAGUUUGACUUGAGACGCCUGUGUAAAGCUGUUGGUGCAGUAGCUUUGUCCAAGCUGAUUCCCCCAACAAAAGAAGAAUUAGGAAGUACUGAUACUGUUCAUGUUGAUGAAGUGGGUGAUACAAAUGUAGUUGUUUUUCAACUUCACCAACAAGAUAGUCGUAUCAGUACUAUCAUUAUUAGAGGAUCUACUGACAACUACAUGGAUGAUAUCGAAAGAGCUAUUGAUGAUGGGGUUAAUACUUUCAAAGCUAUUACCCGAGAUGGACGUUUUCUGCCUGGUGCUGGUGCAACAGAAAUUGAAUUAGCUUCUAGAAUUGCUUCGUUUGCAGAUACCAUUCCUGGAUUGGAACAGUAUGCUGUACGUAAAUUUUCUUCAGCCCUAGAAGUUUUUCCAAAAACAUUGGCAGAAAAUAGUGGAACUCAGGCAUCUGAAUUAUUAUCAAAGUUGUAUGCAUCUCACAAAGAAGGAAAUAUUAACUAUGGAUUUGAUAUUGAGAGCUCUGGAGCAGCUGCUAUUAUUGAUGCAGAAAAAAAUAGAAUUUUCGAUUUAUAUUUAACCAAAUUUUGGGCUUUAAAAUAUGCUGUCAAUGCUGCAUGCACAGUUCUUAAGAUUGAUCAAAUCAUCAUGGCCAAACGAGCUGGUGGCCCAAAACUCCCAGGAGGAAAAACCAACAGCGAUGAUGAAGCUUAAUUAUUUUUUUAUCCAUAAUUCUCAAACAAUAUUGUAUUCACAACUACUUUGUAAUUAUAUUUUUACUUCCAUUUUUUCACUUGAGUAAAACUUACAGUUAAUAAAAAUAAAAUCAAUCUUGAAUUAAAUCAUUGAUUCAUAAAACAUCAUAUUUUAUAAGGCAGUUGAAAAUUUUGGAAUAAACAGUAUUUAUUUAAUGUAUUCAAAUGUAUAUUAAUGAAAAAGAGAAAAUCUUU
Messenger RNA from Phymastichus coffea, 2011 nucleotides. RefSeq names its product T-complex protein 1 subunit theta (gene CCT8). The record is from RefSeq and is a predicted model, not a curated record. The transcript has 6 exons. Gene Ontology annotation, molecular function: ATP hydrolysis activity; ATP-dependent protein folding chaperone; ATP binding. The coding region runs from base 117 to 1775 and encodes 552 amino acids. Gene Ontology annotation, biological process: protein folding. Gene Ontology annotation, cellular component: chaperonin-containing T-complex. NCBI's taxonomy places the organism in Eukaryota, Metazoa, Arthropoda, Insecta, Hymenoptera, Eulophidae.